AUCUACUCAACCAAUCGCAAACGUGGCGAGAAGCAUUUUCCAAACGGGUCUGGUGCUGAACAUGAGUACGGAGAUCUUCCAAACGCCAAUGGAGGUUGCUGUCUAUCAGUUGCAUAACUUCAGCAUCUCCUUCUUCUCCUCGUUAGUAGGAGGAGAUGUGGUGUCUGUAAAACUCGACAACAGGUAAAUAGAUAGCCGUACUGAUUUAGUGUGUUAUUGAUGUGUAAUUUGUGCGUAAUAGAUUUCAUUCAAAUAUUUAAUCAAAAUUGUUGUAAUUCGAGAUUGAGAGUCAUAUUUAUUUCUUUGCAAAUAGACUAAACAAAGCCAGGUAAUGCCGGGAUUCGAAUUGAUAUAAUUAGAAAUACCUUAAUGCUGUGCAGUCGGAGUAAUGCAAUUUAUGCGACUCCAAUAUGCGUCUUCAAACACAUAAAAGUGGAUGGAGUAUCUUGAAACAAUCUCGAUACAAAGUAAUCAAUAUUAUGUCAUCCUUUGCAGCGCUGAAUAAUGUAUCUAGCUAGGUUGCAACAACAACAAAAAAUGCACAGUUGUAGAACAAGGGUGGUGCAGGCAGGCUGGUUUUGUCAUACACAUGCCCAAUCUAAAAUAGGUUAGAAGUUGUAGCUAGGUUCAUUCAUGGACACACAUAGCCUAAACACAAAUUAAACAAACAUUUGUGAUGAUGGCAUUACAUGGCAACUGCAUCUCAAAAUACUUAAAAUAAGUUAUCUUGGUGCUGGAUCUGGUGCCAUAAAGGCAGUCUGGUGUCAGCAUCUGUGUGUAGGGCCUCCUGUAGCUCAGUUGGUAGAGCAUGGCGCUUGCAACGCCAGGGUUGUGGGUUAGUUUCCCACGGGGGGCCAGUAUGACAAAUGUAUACACUCACAAACUUGUAAGUCGCUCUGGAUAAGAGCGUCUGCUAAAUGACUAAAAUGUAAAUGUAUGAGAGCAUCGUAGGCCACCAGUUUGUUUUUGUUGUGAUCCAAUGCUCUGAUUUGAUAUGUUGACUUAACUUCUUCUCUCCUUCACAGUGCCUCGGGUGCUAGCGUUGUUGCCAUUGACAACAAGAUAGAACAGGCAAUGGUAUGUAUCAGCAGCAACAUUAUACACUUUAUCAUUCAUAUCAUCAUUCAUAGUAAGCCAGUAACCCUUAAAAGUAGACUGGGCUAUUCCAUAUCCCACCACAUUCAUGCACUUUGCCCAUAGUAAUCAUAUACUAUACGUUGGUAAUCAUAGCAGACUAAUCUUUACUCAACUACAAGUAUAGUACAGUAGAAGCUUCAAGUUUUAAAUGUCACAUUCACAAGUUUAGUGAAAUGCCUUUCUUGCUAACUCAAAACCCAACAAUGCAAUUAUCAAUAACAAUGUAUUACUAGAAAGAAAGAAAAACACACGAGAAAUAAGAAUAAGAAAUAUGAAAGCAUACUAUAUACAUGAAAUAUUUUUAAAAAAGUCAGUUCAAAUACCAUAUUUACAUUGUGCAGGGAUACUGGAGUGAUGGAACGUUAUGUGCCUGCAGCAUUGCAUGGCUACAGUAGUACACGCUAAAUACACGUGAUGUGGCAUGUGACUAUGUUCUUUCUGCUGCUUUCUGAGUCAGACAGGGAGGCAGGCAGAAACAACAGUCAGACUAUUCAAUAUUUAGUUUACUGAUAAACUUUAGACCUUAAUACAGGCCAUAUGGGUACAAAUCUCUGUAUCCAUAUGGCCUGUUGCUACAAGUUACUACAAGUGUUUUGUAAGGCACAGUAGGUUAAGCUUAUGCUAUAAAUCACACUACAUUGAUAGAUUUAUGGUUAGUUUGUAUGAGUUGCAAAGAACUCUCUCUCUCUCUCUAAACGCGGGUGGCAGGUAGCUUAGUGGUUAAGAGCGUAGUGCCAGUAACCGAAAGGUCGCUGGUUCUAAUCCCCGAGCCGACUAGGUGAAAAAUCUGUCGAUGUGCCCUUGAGCAAGGCACUUAACCCUAAUUGCUCCUGUAAGUCGCUCUGGAUAAGAGCGUCUGCUAAAUGACUAAAAUGUAAAUGUAAACAGACUUCUCUAACAGUAGAUCUCAUUCCUUCUCUCCUAUCUUAGGAUCUGGUGAAGAACCACCUGAUGUACGCGGUCAGAGAGGAGGUAGAGAUCCUCAAGGAGCAGAUCAGAGAGCUGGCUGAGAAGAACAAUCAGCUAGAACGUGAGAACAGCCUUCUGAAGAACCUGGCCAGUCCAGAACAGAUGGAGAGCUUCCGGGAACGGGUUCCUUCCGAGUCCGACCCCGACGCUCUGGUCCCCCUGCAGCUGGACAACCAGUACCAACUCCAGCAGUACCAGCAACAAGCCCAGAUGGGACUCCAUAACCCUGACCAGUCCUGCCCCAUCAGCGCUGGCUCUGCGGUAUAGGUGGCUCUGCCUUGGAACUCCAGUUGUAAACUAAUCGUCGCUGCCAACUUCAGUGAAGCUGUCUGUAACAGAUGAUGAAACACAAUUGACGAACGAAGCACAUGAAAAGACUCUAGCUAGCGGCUGUAGGCUGAGGCGAUAAGCUAUGAGAAGCCCGUCCUACGACAUCUAGACUAUUUCUCUUUAGACAAAAGCGCUAAACGAGAGGGCUCAUGUAGCCAGCCGGAGAGCGCUCGCAUUGGGACAGAGGGGAGGCUCCGGCCUUCUGGGGCCAGGAGGGCCAACCCUUCAGCCAUUCUCUACCACCCCUGCUACAGAGGGGGGAGAGGGCUAA
Coregonus sp. 'balchen' is the source of this 2707-nucleotide messenger RNA. The record is from the annotation of a GenBank genome assembly. NCBI's taxonomy places the organism in Eukaryota, Metazoa, Chordata, Actinopteri, Salmoniformes, Salmonidae.